AUGUUUCGAUUUCUUUGUUCAAUUCUUCUCGUUUCAACAACUUUGAUCUUAUCGAUGGAAAUAAAGCAUCCGAGCUAUGCGACCUAUGUGUUAGUUCGAGAUUAUUUCAGUGGAUUCAAAGCACCCGAAUAUUCAAUAUAUGAUAAAUCAGAGAAGAAUCUUUAUUAUCGAAUCGAAUCCAGUUAUGGUCUAUACGAUAAACUAAAACUCGUCGUUUAUCCAUCGAAAAAAGUCAUAGCGAAAAUUCGAGGUAAAACCAAGAAGAAAUUAUAUCAAGCGACGUUUUCUAUUCAUAACACAACGUCGAAUCAAUGGGCCGAAGGAAAGAUUAUCGAAAAUUCACAAUGGCUCCAUACUAAUUAUACAAUCGAAUGGAACGGCAGUCAUCUGUCGAUAACCAGUUAUCUUAUAACACCGUGGAUAGUAGAUAUUGUCGAUUCAUCGAAGAGCGAACUGUUAGCUCAAUCUCAACGGCGAUGGUUUUCAUGGAAAUACAAGUAUCAAUUAGACUUAUUUUCGGAUCGAAUGCCUGAAUCGAUCUAUUUAUUUGCACUCGCUGUGGUUAGUCGAGGUAAAAAUGGAUGA
This is a messenger RNA of Adineta ricciae, 585 nucleotides long. The record is from the annotation of a GenBank genome assembly. NCBI's taxonomy places the organism in Eukaryota, Metazoa, Rotifera, Eurotatoria, Adinetida, Adinetidae.